AAGUGGUUUUGAAGUGGUGGAAAGGGUUACGAUGUUCCCUACAAUGUGCAGAGGCCCCCCAGCAGGAUUACACCUCAGACUGUGCAUGCAAACAGGUGAAAAGCAUAUCACAAUUGUGGAGCCAAUGUACCUGUGAUAUGCUGUGCAGAGGACUGUAAGACAGCCCCUCGGAGUGAUCUAAUGACUGAAUGCCAUAGUGACGCCCCACUGAAGAACACAUGUCCCACAGCAGGCACAGACGAAGCUUCUGUACGUGAACUGCAGGUGGAAGUGUGGUGCCCUGCGUACCCCCAGGAAGCAUCACGAUCAUCCUUACAGCUUAGGAAUACGGCACUUAUUUUUCCUGUUAGAAUUUGCCUGACUUUAACUUCCAGCCAUCAGUUCUUGUUCUCCCUUUCUCCACUGAAUUAAAGAACCCGUUAGUACCCAGUAGUUUCUCACCACGAAGGUACCAAUCUUCUUUGGUUAAGCCAACCAAAGUCUCUCAUUGUAAGGUACUUAUUCCAACCCUCAAAUCAUUUUUCUGACUCUUCUCUGCACCUUCUCCAGUUUUUCAACCAUCCUUUUUAAAGGAUAGCACUGCAGUAAACUGAGUCACUCUAUAGAGUCCUUUGCAGUAUAUUGUGAGAGACUGUCCUUUCUGAGCAUAUGUGUGGAAGUUAAAGUAAACCAAUUCCAGUUUUGCACACUCCAGAUUUCUAUCUGUGGCCUUCAUUGCAACUUGUGGCAAGGCAUGGGUUCAGCUUGCAGCAAUGACCGGUACCAAAUGUUGACAAAAGGAAGAAGAUCCAGAUCACUAGAUGUGGGGAAGGACAGUUCGGCAACUAAGGAGAGCACACAGGCUACAUGCAGAGCUGCCAGACUGGAGGUGGCUGAUGCAAUUUUUUAUUGUAUUUUAUUUUGUUAACAGAUCCUUUAUUUUAGGCUGAUGAAUGCUGACCGGUGAUCCUGGACCAGGACCACAAUUGCAGAAUGGUGUGACUACAUCUUCACACAGACCUCAGCUCAGAACUUCUGCAUGAGGAUGGCCACAUGUCUGGAUCAGUGUGUAGUGCAAGCCAGUCCGUUAGCACCAGGAUGUGCAGUGCUGCUGGUGGUUUUCCAGUGGACUUCAGAAGCAGCAAGACCUCUGGAAAGAAAAGUUGCAGCUGUGGGAUCCUCGGUGCUGCUGCCUGCACCAGACAACAUAAAAGACAUCAAGUUCAUCCAGUGGGAAUAUCUAAAUGGCACCACAUCACACUUCAUUGUGCAGUACUAUGUGGAGUCACAAAAGCCAACACUCUAUCCGCCCUAUGAAAACAGAGUAGUUUUCUAUUCGCCCAACGGCUCCCUCUUGCUGGAAAAACUACAAGAGACAGACAGCGGGGUCUACAAAGUCAGUAUCAAUCUGUUCGAGAGCGAAGCCAGAACAACCCUUCUGAAAGUUCUCAGGCCUGUGUCCCAGCCUCAGAUAUGGAGCAAUUCUAGCCUGGCAGGUUCACCGACUGAGUUAUUCUGCAACGUGCCAGAGGGAACAGUGGAGAACAUUGCCUGGGAGAAAGAAGGAGGCCCUCUCCCCCAGGAAAGGUGUUACCUUCUUUCUGAAAAUGACAGUGUGUUGCACAUUGGGAAAGGGGAAAAAUCAGACUGUGGCUUCUAUUCCUGCAAUGUCAGCAAUGAGAUCAGCUGGCAGGAAUCCUCGCUGAACUUGACCAUUGUCGGUAUCUCGCCUCUGCUAGAACUUGCUUUGAAAAUGUCUGCUGUUGCUUUGGUGUUUGCCCUGGUCUCUGGGAUGGGCUUCUUUAUCUUGUGCUGCCAGUCAGGAAAGCAAAGAAUCACGGUGGAGAACUGGCGAUGGAUGAUCAUAUUCAUUCAGGGUAUGGUGUGUGUCUCUUCCAUCUUGCUGUUCGCUGCAACUGUCCUCUGGACGCAGGAGGAAGGUCUCUCUGCUGCCUUCAUAUUGCUUGAGAUUUUGCUUGUAUAUGUAAUAACAGUAACAAUCCUGAUAUCAGCAACAUUGGUGUUUCAGCCAGCAAAGCUCAGUGGAUUUAAGACCAAACCAUGGCAACGUAUCAUCCUGGACUCAGCAGCCCCUGGAGCAGUGAUAUUAGUGGUCCUGUUUGCCAGCCUCCUACUCCAGAAAAUCUCCCAGCUCCAAGACAGAGGCUGCUCACAGACUGUAGAUCUCACAGGCUACGCAGUCACCCCAGCCAUAAUAUCUCUCUUUGGCCUUCUAACCCUCUUCAUUUGGUAUCACAGGAGCCAAGGAGACCAAAGAGAAAAUAAACGACAUUCCAAGGGGGAAGCAGACCAGGAGGGCCCUGCCACUGUUCGGAAAGAUUUAUGGAAGUUCUGAGUUCCCCAGCGCCCCAUGAUGAGGCUGGCACUGAGCCCCAGCAGUGGGAUGCGGUAGGGCACACUUCAUGAACAUACAUAUGUUGUGCAGGUGCAGCAGGAGCUUCGGGAAGACAUGCUUUAGCGGCCGUAAAGAGCAUUCCCUAGUCUCAUGCCACCAAGAAUGAACCAGAAGAAGCUACAACCUGUCGUCAUUAUGGCCAGCUCUUGGAAACACCCAUACCUAAGUCUGGCUAAUGCUGCUUCUUGCAAGCCUGUGUGGUUGGUUGCUUAUAAACUUUUCCAAAAUUUAACCACCUGGGCUGAAAUUUUCACUGUCAGGACUCUGCUCAGGCUCAGUCCCCCCUCCAACCCCAGAAUUUCACUAAAAAAUGGCUCCACUACUGCUGAAAGCACAGUUAGGGGAAAAUAGGAACACAGUCUCACACUCCCCAACAGACACUCUAUCUGUGAAAAGGUUAUGAUUUGCUGAAUAUGUUUAUGCUAUCUGUAUGCAUGUAUCUUUUUUGUAUUUGAAGUAAUGAGUAUUGGCUCUAGACCUGGAGUUUAAAUGUUUGUUCCUAGUGUAAUUCCCACAAGGUAGUUAGCCAGCACAUCUUGAAGGGACUAGUCAAAGUAAGUGGCUCACCAAGGGACACUUAACUCACACUGGACCAUGGGAGAUGCCCAUCUACAUCGAAAGGACAUUCUAUAUGAAGUAUAGGUAAUGGCCCGGAGGCGAUGGGUGGGGGGAGCCAGGGGUGAUGGAGGGAGCACCAUCAUACAGGUUCACCACGGGCACCAUUUUCAUAAGGCUGGCCCUUAUUAACCCUCAAUGCACAAACCAGGAAUAGUGCCUGAUUCCCACCGUUCCUCUACUAGCUAGUAAAUAGUCAUGUAAGCCAUUCCACUGUACUGCUGUUACUAUUAAGUAGCUUUAUGUUGUACACAUCAAAGGUAUUAGUUCAAAUCCUGCCAUUAGUUCACCUGGCUUCUCAAUAUAGCUCAAUAGGAUGGCAGGAUUGUGUUUGUUUUAGGCACUAGAAAAUUACUUACAUUAGAAGAAUAUUAAGGUUGCAAAGUCAAGCACUCAAAUUAAAAAAUACUAGUAGGAAAGAUUGCCCAUGUAAUCACAAAUCUGCACCUCAGGCUUAGGUUUUUAAUGAUGCAGUUUUUAGUUGCAUCAUCACCUACAAUGUAGUCUAGGGACCCCUGCCUCAGUACAUGCUCAGGGCAGACACUACAUGAGAUGACGAGUGGCAAGAAAAAAAUUUAUCUUGUAUUGAAGGCCUGAGGCUGAGGCGAGACAGAUUCUAUUUUAGACUCUGUCACAGACUUCCUGUGGUUUAUUCCGUGUAUAUGGAAGUGUGUGGGGGAAGGGCAGGAGUGGACAAUCUCUGUUUGGGCAUUUCCUAACUUUUCAGUGCUGGAUUUUGCAACUUUAAUGUCACUUCUGCAGUAUAUAACUCCAGUGUUAUUCAGCUCUUGCAUGUAUCUGUCAGCUAUGUUACUCAUGUAUGUUUGUCACUGUUACAUUGUUAGGAUUUUCUUUUAUAGC
Mauremys mutica (yellowpond turtle) is the source of this 3871-nucleotide messenger RNA. Its product is annotated as cell surface A33 antigen-like. The coding region runs from base 1019 to 2335 and encodes 438 amino acids. NCBI's taxonomy places the organism in Eukaryota, Metazoa, Chordata, Testudines, Geoemydidae. The transcript has 10 exons. The record is from RefSeq and is a predicted model, not a curated record.